Symbiodinium natans is the source of this 333-nucleotide messenger RNA. The record is from the annotation of a GenBank genome assembly. Lineage: Eukaryota; Dinophyceae; Suessiales; Symbiodiniaceae.
AUGCGUGUGCUGGGCGAAGCGCACGGCCCGCAAACUCACAAAGUGGAGGAGCUGGCAACACCCCGUUCACUUCCCUGCAAGGCUGUUCAUGGCGUCCGCACACCAAACAGCGCUGCCAAGUCCUGCAUUUUCAGAGGGGGCGGAGCUUGCGAGGGCCUGGGAGAUGCUUGCAGAGAGCACCCAGGAUAUUCAAGCCCAGGUGGUCAGCCUGACCUGCUGCAACAAGGUGAGCGGCCAGUGAGGUUGCCUGCCUGCUACGUCUUUGCAGAGUUAGGGUUGUUCCAGUUGGGACAGGCCAUCUUAGCCGGGACACCAGGAACGUGCCACGCCUGA